UUGCUUGUGACUCGUGGCACCAGGAGGCCUGUCGGGGACAACCUGGCAGGGGUAAUUAUGGCGUGCUCAGUGCUGUUCGUGAGCGUGUUCGUCCUGGGCGCCUCGGGUGCUCCCGCGCACAGCCUGCGCGGGUCGGGCCGCGAUGCGACGGGGGGGAAGUGCUGCUUCAACGGGUGCGGCGACGAGGACUCGUGCGUGACGGGCCACUGCGGCUCGCGGGAGCUGUGCCUGAAGCCUCAGCCCGAUGGCGGCUGCGACUCGUCCCCGCCUCAUGGCCACGGGGCCAAGCCCAGCUGGUGCCCAGCCGCGGCUCCGCAGCAGCUCUCGUCAACGGCCCCGGCCGCCGAGAACGCGACGGGGGGGAGGUGCUGCUUCAACGGGUGCGGCGACGAGGACUCGUGCGUGACGGGCUACUGCGGCUCGCGGGAGCUGUGCCUGAAGCCUCAGCCCGAUGGCGGCUGCGACUCGUCCCCGCCUCAUGGCCACGGGGCCAAGCCCAGCUGGUGCCCGGCCGCGGCUCCGCAGCAGCUCUCGUCCACGGCCCCGGCCGCCGAGAAUGCGACGGGGGGGAAGUGCUGCUUCAACGGGUGCGGCGACGAGGACUCGUGCGUGACGGGCUACUGCGGCUCGCGGGAGCUGUGCCUGAAGCCUCAGCCCGAUGGCGGCUGCGACUCGUCCCCGCCUCAUGGCCAUGGGGCCAAGCCCAGCUGGUGCCCGGCCGCGGCUCCGCAGCAGCUCUCGUCCACGGCCCCGGCCGCCGAGAAUGCGACGGGGGGGAAGUGCUGCUUCAACGGGUGCGGCGACGAGGACUCGUGCGUGACGGGCUACUGCGGCUCGCGGGAGCUGUGCCUGAAGCCUCAGCCCGAUGGCGGCUGCGACUCGUCCCCGCCUCAUGGCCAUGGGGCCAAGCCCAGCUGGUGCCCGGCCGCGGCUCCGCAGCAGCUCUCGUCAACGGCCCCGGCCGCCGAGAAUGCGACGGGGGGGAAGUGCUGCUUCAACGGGUGCGGCGACGAGGACUCGUGCGUGACGGGCUACUGCGGCUCGCGGGAGCUGUGCCUGAAGCCUCAGCCCGAUGGCGGCUGCGACUCGUCCCCGCCUCAUGGCCAUGGGGCCAAGCCCAGCUGGUGCCCGGCCGCGGCUCCGCAGCAGCUCUCGUCCACGGCCCCGGCCGCCGAGAAUGCGACGGGGGGGAAGUGCUGCUUCAACGGGUGCGGCGACGAGGACUCGUGCGUGACGGGCUACUGCGGCUCGCGGGAGCUGUGCCUGAAGCCUCAGCCCGAUGGCGGCUGCGACUCGUCCCCGCCUCAUGGCCAGGGGGCCAUGCCCCAGCUGGUGCCCGGCCGCGGCUCCGCAGCAGCUCUCAACGGCCCCGGCCGCCGAGAAUGCGACGGGGGGGAAGUGCUGCUUCAACGGGUGCGGCGACGAGGACUCGUGCGUGACGGGCUACUGCGGCUCGCGGGAGCUGUGCCUGAAGCCUCAGCCCGAUGGCGGCUGCGACUCGUCCCCGCCUCACGGCCAGGGCGCCAAGCCCAGCUGGUGCGUCUGGUGAAUGUGCAUGCUGGACGCAUGAGGCGUUUAAUUUGUUUUGUGUGCACGAUUUGA
This is a messenger RNA of Prorocentrum cordatum, 1602 nucleotides long. The record is from the annotation of a GenBank genome assembly. NCBI's taxonomy places the organism in Eukaryota, Dinophyceae, Prorocentrales, Prorocentraceae.